Messenger RNA from Morone saxatilis (striped sea-bass), 2999 nucleotides. Its product is annotated as zinc finger protein 585A-like. Gene Ontology annotation, molecular function: chromatin insulator sequence binding. Lineage: Eukaryota; Metazoa; Chordata; Actinopteri; Moronidae. Bases 82 to 1590 code for a protein of 502 amino acids. The record is from RefSeq and is a predicted model, not a curated record. Gene Ontology annotation, cellular component: chromosome. The transcript has 4 exons. Gene Ontology annotation, biological process: regulation of transcription by RNA polymerase II.
CCGAAGUUUGUUGCUGCCGAUAACUUCCACAACCGAAGCUAAACACACUGAAUCCCAACUGGGGGGUUUUAAAAGAGUAAAAUGUCGGCCUGUUGUGUGUCUGGCUGUAAAAAUCGACGCUCCUCAACCAGCAAACUCAAACUGUACAGAAUACCGUCCGGAUACCGGCCGUUUCAGGCCAACCGGAGACGGUUAUGGCUACAAGCGAUCCGAGAAGUGAACGGCAGCACCGGGGAGCUCAAAGCCAAUGCUCGUGUUUGUGGCGCUCAUUUUAUAUCAGGGGAAGCGUCCAUGGACCACGACAGUCCAGACUUUGUGCCUUCUGUGUUUACAUCCACUGAACACAGCGUGAGCGCCAAGAAAAAGGCCAAAUGGUUUUACGGUCGUAGAAAAAAGCGCCGUCGUACAGCCGAUGCUGAAACAAACAGAAGAACAUCUCCAGCUCAAGUCGAUUCUCCUGCGGACCUUCAGUCCUGUGUUUUGAUGGAAAAAACAGAGACGCCAUCGUCUCCAUCGGGUCCAAAGGAAGGAGAGACUGAAACCGAAAGCAAAACAAUCAAAUCACAAACAACCUCCAGCCCACACAAGGCAGAACCGUCAUUUAAAGUACCAGCAGGCAUCCCAAAACUCAACAAAAGUGCCAUUGUGCUCCUAAAACCUGUAUUUGUACCAGCAGGUGGGUAUUUGUGCGAGCUGUGCAAUCGCAAGUUCACCAAUGCGUCACAGCUUGUAAAACACAAACAGCUGCAUGAGGAAAAAAGGUCUUUUAUCUGUGAAAUUUGUGGAAAGCUCUUCACAAGUCACGCAGAUUUAACUGAGUGUGUCCACGAGCCUUCCUUUCCGUGCAACAUGUGCGAUCGAUCUUUCACUUCAAGUCAUUACCUCAAGCGUCACAAGCUGCUCCAUGUCAAGGAUGGCAGGAAGUGCGGCAGGUGUGGCGUGCUCUUCUGUCAACGUCAUAAUCACAUUUUAUACCUGCCACAGACCGAGUCCGAACAGGAUUCGUCCAUCAUCGAGCCUCAGGAUUUAGGCAGUAAUGUGAUGCCAGAAAACGCUCCACUGGAGAGCGCACAGCCAGACGAGACUGCUGACCUUGAUGACGAUGCUCAGAACGCCAUGACUGUAACGCCAUUGGAGACAACCGCUUCGCCUGCACCCCCUAACGCUGUAUCCAAGACCCGUAACGCCCUACCUCCAGCCUCAUACACAAGAAUCUUAUCAGAGAUCCCUAAACCAGUGUUAAUAAAACCUUCCCCUGUGAAACGCCAACCUCCGCCAGUACCCAGGUACUCAAGGAAAGAUUAUCUCGCAACCCACGUUCAGCCCCAUCUCCCUCAACAUCCCGAACUCCCACCCUCGCUGAAUAUGUUUUCCCCCCAGUACCUCACCUCUGCGUUACUUGAGGUUAAAAGAAAUUACGACUACAUUUUAAGCAAACCAAGGGUUGUUAAGAAGAAGGAGGUGGAUAUUGUGAAGGUGGAUAUUGUGAAGGAGGAACAAUGUGAGCUGCUGCUGAUUCCUCCGGAUGAGAAAAGCGUUGAGCACAUCAAACAGGAAAGAACUGCUUAUGACCUGGAGAUUGUGCUCUGAUCUAAACAGCGGGGGGGAAAUGUAUCACUACUGUGUUUUUUUGUCUGUUUUUUUUUUUUGCUUUGUUUUGAGGACAGUAGAGAGAGACAGAAAAGGCAGGGGAGAGAGAGGGGCUGACAUGCAGCAAAGGGGCCGGAUUUGAACCUGGGCCGCUGUGUUAAGGACGUGAUAUGCGCUGCCAGGACGCCCCAAAUGUGUCACUUUUAAAAGCGCAUAGUGAAAGAGUCUGGCAUUUUAUUUCACUACAGUUUUACCUUCAGUUAAUUAAUAAAGCUAUCAGGACAAUUAGUCAAACACAUUAUCAUUUGAUAGAUAGAUACUAGAGCUGAAACCUCAGCUCAUUUAUGCUUAUUGUACUGCCUUUAUGCCACACUUUUGUUGUCUGUAUUGCCUGAACGUUUUAUUUAGUGUUCAUAUGAUAUAUGUCUACUGUGAAUGUAUUGCUGUAUGCUUCAGUGCCUACUUUCUUUGUCAGUUAACUAAUCUGAUUCAGCACACUUAUAUAUUUUUAAACCUAAGUAACUGAACUCACAAUGCUGCUAUUUUUUUAGGUGUUAUUUUUAGUAACAGUAACUUGUAUUUAGGAUGCCGUUACUUCUGAAUCACUGACAAGGUGAAAUCUUUUUUCCACUGUACUGUUUGGUAAAUAACGUUGUUCUAGAUAGAUAGAUACUUUAUUUAUCCCGAGGGAAAUUCAAGUACGCAAGAGGGAUGUGGCCUGAAUUGUAAAACUGUGCACCAGGUGGCAUUGGGACUGCAGGCUAUAUUCUGUACUUUGCAGUUUGUGGGGUAAUAAUCAGUUUAGUCAGUGAGCAAAUGCUUUAAAUGAUAUCAUGAAUAUCAUUAUCUAGCAUCAUAUCUGAAAAGAAUUGUCCAUUAAUCCAGUUUUCCCAUCUACCUCAGCGACUGAGAACCACACAGAAACUGUAGUUUUAUAUUAUAGAAAUAUGUUUGCACUAAAUAUUAUGUCUUUUCCUCUCCAUGUAAACAAUCCUACUGUAGCUGUAUUUUGGGUACAUACGUAUUAUAUCUUUAAGUUGGCCUGUGUGUACUAAAAUCUGGAAGUGGCAGAAAUCAGAGUGGUGGACUAAGAAAGGAAACUACAUUUCCGAGACUUGUUUUUCCCAUAACACCAAGCGCCAUGUUAAAAGGACACUACUUCCCUCCCUGCUGCUGUUCUGUAGCGGACACUGACCCCCACGACUCUGUGAAGGGAGAAGUGAGACAUUCACAUUACUGUGUGCUUCUUUGGAUGCAGCACACUCAAACACACUGAAGCUACAGGUUUAAAAGUGGUUGUUCACAUAUUGUCAUCUUUUUGUUUCGUUUUUUAAAUCAACUUUAAAUAGAUUUCAGUCACUACAGUCAAUGGAUGAUGGUUUUAUAACAAUAAAUGUUUCCAAAAUGUU